CAGUGGCACCGUACUGGAAGUUAUUGACUAGAUGAACUGACAUUGUCGUGCACGAGAGUCAAAGUGGCAGUUGAUGGUAUCUUAGAAUAUUGCUCAAUACAUCCAGGAAUGUUCAAAGCUCGUUCCAUUUAUACUAAUUUCUGUUCAUUAACUGCGGACACAUAUUCUGUGAAUUAUAUCAGGAACUUAUAUCUUUAGUUGACAAGAUGGGAAACGGGUCUUCUAUAGAAUCGUCUAAGACAAUAUUCCUGGAUAUAAACGAUAAAGAAGAGAAGAUUGUGUUUAGUCGUCACUGUAGUUCAAGGGACAUUCAUGAAUUAAUUGCAACAAUAGCAGCAGUAAACAGGCACUCCACAAUUUCUAUUAAAGAUGAAAAUGGCGCGCACAUAUCUCUGUCACCAACUAUGCCAGCAAAUAACCAAGGAUGUCCUUACAAAGUAUAUAUUAAAGAACCAAAUGAACCACAAGGAGAUUCUGAAGCCUUUCAAACAGUUCUUACCCAGGUCACAGAACAAAUAAACAGGGUUUUCAAAAUGGAGGAAUUAAAAUCUGAGUUAAGUACAAGAUUAACGACGCUGGAGAAAAGAUUAGAAAUUGAAGGUUUAAAGGUAGUUGAGAUCGAGAAAUGUAAAAGGGAUAUAUCAGAUAUAAAAGAUCAAAUAUGGAACGCUCAGAAGAAAUACACAGACAAUGAAAUUCAGCUAUGUUCCAAGAUCGACAAAAUUAAAAUUCCUAGACAUAAUGUGGCUACGUUUGAGAAGUAUACAUUAUCACAAGAAACUGUGGAUUACGUUAAACAACCCACCUUUGAUAUCUGGCACUGGGAACCUAAUGAGAUGUUGAGUCUUUUAGAACAUAUGUACCAUGAGUUGGGCUUAGUUCAUGAAUUUAAUAUGAAUCCCAUCACAUUAAAACGAUGGUUGCUUUGUGUUCAAGAGAAUUACCGCAACAAUCCAUUUCAUAAUUUUCGUCAUUGUUUCUGUGUGACCCAGAUGAUGUACGGUAUGAUACAGCUGUGUACAUUAUGGGAUUUCGUAUCCCGGGAGGAUCUUGGGAUAUUGAUGACAGCUGCUGUCUGUCAUGAUCUCGAUCACCCUGGUUACAAUAAUACGUAUCAGAUUAACGCUCGUACAGAACUUGCCAUUCGCUAUAACGAUAUCUCUCCAUUAGAGAACCACCAUUGUGCUGUUGCCUUCCAAAUCAUUUCCAAUCCAGAAUGCAAUAUUUUUGCAAAUGUAGACAAAGAUACUUUUAAACGUGUUCGAGCAGGAAUUACUAUGUUAAUUCUUGCUACUGACAUGGCUCGUCAUGCUGAAAUCAUGGAGAGUUUUAAAGAUAAAUUUAACAAAGGGUUUAAUUUCAAGAAUAAAGAACAUCUAGACACGUUAAAAAUGGUGUUAAUUAAGUGUUGUGAUAUAUCAAAUGAAGUUCGUCCAAUGGAAGUAUCAGAACCGUGGGUUGAUUGUCUUCUAGAAGAAUAUUUUAAUCAGUCAGACCGAGAGAAAAGUGAAGGAUUACCAGUAGCACCAUUCAUGGAUAGAGAAAAAGUAACUAAACCAACCGCCCAAAUUGGUUUUAUUAAAUUCGUCCUAAUACCUAUGUUUGAAACGGCAGCAAAUCUGUUUCCACAAAUCGAUGACGUGAUGGUGAGGCCUUUAAGAGAAGCUAAAGAUCGUUAUGAAGAGAUGAAAUCACAGGAAGACAAUCUUAAAGAGUAGCCAGGGAGUAAAGCUCAGUAAAACACUGUGAAAUGUGCCUGAAGAGUUUAAACACAGAUAAAACAUAUCAAAACUACAGUAUCAAAAUGAUACCCGAACGAGAUUUCAAAUAGAACAAUUUGUUUUAUUUGCCUUGGUGCAUUUUAUUGAAUCCAAAUGGCAUACUUAUAACAAUUGUAAGAUCUCUUGAAUGUGUAGUGAGGAAGGGAACUGGUUGAUGAGGUAUUAUAUUUGUUAUCUAUAGAUGAACUAUAUUAUAUAGAAAUUUUGUAUAAAAAAAAUCAAAUAUUACACACUGUACUUUAAUUGGUCAAAAGUGUUUUCAAAAAUAGAGUAUUUGUAAUUUAUUUUUAAAUCAUUCAACACUCAAAAUGAUGAUAAUGUGAUAAUUUCAUUUAAAUAGAAUAAUCUAUUUUAUUAAUUUUACAUAAUUUUGUCAUCAUUUUAGAUUUAUUUCUUGCAUUUUGUUGUUAUGUGUAUUGUAGAAUACAUUUCCCCACGACACUCCACUUUAGCAAAUAAUAUAUUUAUCAAUAAACAAUAGAUAAUGCAUUUAUUAUUUAAAUUGUCAUUCUAUGCAUAAUGCUUUAUUUUAUAAAGUGUUAUAUUUUGUAUAUACACUAUUUUAACAUAAUGUUAAUUAUAUCUUUUAGAAUUCUCUAUAAAAAUGUUGUGACUUUGCUGGACCUUAUUAGUCAUUCAUAACAAAUCGAUUAUUACCGCAAUCCUUUUGAAUGCCCUCGGGUGCAUCGAUGUGUGAAUCCCAUUCUUCCGGAAAAUCUUUUACUGUUAUGUCUACGAGCUUAAUGAUUACAAGCUUGAUUGACAAAAUUUAAAAAAGAAAUCACAAUUGCUACUUCCAUGGUUUACAAUAUGAAGAAACGUGCUACUUCGAUACUUUGAGUAUUGGCUCAGAGAUUGUUCAGACAAGACUGGUUAUUCUGUAUUGCUAUUUACAAGAGAGAUUUUGGGAAAAUGGAUAAGCUUUGUUAAUCGGGAUAUGACCUGACCUCCGUUUGUUAAAUGUACUUCUGCCUUCUCUGUUCCACGUAAAGAUUGGAUGGGUUCAACCGUAAGAUUGACAUAUUUUGAUUGACAACCCUAACGCGAUUUGUGCAAUAAAAGAUAUAAAUAUU
Molecule: messenger RNA, 2854 nt
Organism: Patella vulgata (common limpet)
Lineage: Eukaryota; Metazoa; Mollusca; Gastropoda; Patellidae
Product: high affinity cGMP-specific 3',5'-cyclic phosphodiesterase 9A
Exons: 17
Coding region: 207-1718 (503 amino acids)
Biological process (GO): cGMP catabolic process
Molecular function (GO): 3',5'-cyclic-GMP phosphodiesterase activity
Source: RefSeq, a predicted model, not a curated record